AUGUGCAGAAAGGUACAAACUACAGGGUAUACCCGACUGACUGCCAUUAUGACCACUGCCCUCCGCCCCCAGGCCACCGCUCUCAUCACCGGCGCCGCCUCCGGCGUCGGCUUCGCCCUCGCCAGGCUGUUCCGCGAGAGAGGCCUGCACCUGGCCCUGCUGGACAACGACUCGGCCAGUCUGCAGAAGGCCAAGCAGAUUCUGGCAGCGGCCAACAGCUCGCUGAAAACCGAGGCGUACGCCAUCGACGUCUCCGACCGCACCGCCUGGUCGACUGUCGCAUCCCAGGUGCAGCAGGCCUUUGGCGGAGUCGACCUGCUGGUGCUGAAUGCGGGGAAGAGCUACAAGGCGCAGGGUCAGAGUGAGGGACAGAAAUUGAAGCAGUGGGAGGAUGUCGAGUACUGGAAGAGGACAUACGACACCAACGUCUAC
Messenger RNA from Rasamsonia emersonii CBS 393.64, 432 nucleotides. RefSeq names its product NADP(+)-dependent dehydrogenase. The transcript is spliced from 3 exons. The record is from RefSeq and is a predicted model, not a curated record. Gene Ontology annotation, molecular function: oxidoreductase activity, acting on NAD(P)H, oxygen as acceptor. Lineage: Eukaryota; Fungi; Ascomycota; Eurotiomycetes; Eurotiales; Trichocomaceae. The annotation marks the transcript as partial. Gene Ontology annotation, cellular component: intracellular anatomical structure.